AUGGCUGCCACUAGUAGUCCACCCGAAACAGACAAAGAGCCAAAUUGGUUUAGUCGAAUGUUUUCUUCGAACAGUUCAACAUCACAAGGAUCUUCUUCAACAAAUCGUGUUACGUCGAUUAUAAAUCCUAGUUUUGAAUCGUUUGGUGAUAUAUUAAGGUUCAGAAGAUCAGCUGACUACCACCCUAGACAGCAGCAAGCUACUAUGGAUGAAUCAUUAGUUGAUAUUGCAAUUAAUGCUGAAUCAGAUAUAUCAUCUUUAGCAGAUAAAUCAAAAGGAACCAUUGAUUUUUUUCAUACACCAUCUGGUGCUAUAACAACAACUCAAGGAAGUCACUAUGCAGACUGGUCAACAAUCGAUUGGUUAAGCGAUCAAGCACGAGAUCGAUUGCGACAUCAAGUUAUUACUGAACAAAAACACGAUUCCAUGUGGAAGCGUUUUGUUGCUUUUCAUGAUGCACUUUCUGGAUGGCUUUGUGUACUUCUCGUCGGUAUUAAUAUUGGCAUUAUUGCAGCCAUUGUCGAUAUAGGGGCUGUAUGGUUAACAAAUAUAAAAAUUGGCGUUUGCCUACCCGCUUUUUAUCUGUCACAAGAACAAUGUUGUUGGACAGCAUCGAAUCAAACUUAUGAUCAAUAUCAACAUGUUCAUUGUGCUCAUUGGCAUGGAUGGUCCAGUCUUUUUCAUGUUACUAGUGAUACUGCAGCAGAGUAUGUUGUGAACUAUAUUGCAUAUAUUGUGACCGGUGUAUUUUUUGCAACAAUAUGUGCUAUACUUGUUAGAACAUUUGCUCCGUAUGCAUGUGGUAGUGGUGUACCAGAAGUCAAAACUAUUCUUUCUGGUUUUAUUAUUCGUGGAUAUUUUGGUGCAUGGACACUUUUGAUCAAAAGUAUUGGUAUGAUAUUAGCAACAAGCGCCAAUUUACUACUUGGAAAAGAGGGUCCGUUUGUUCAUUGCAGUUCUUGUUGUGGAAAUAUUUUUGCUCGACUUUUUCCUAAAUAUGGACAAAAUGAAGCGAAAAAACGAGAAAUUCUUUCUGCAGCAGCAGCCGCUGGUGUUUCAGUUGCUUUCGGUGCACCAAUUGGUGGAGUAUUGUUUAGUUUAGAGGAAGUAUCCUAUUAUUUUUCAUUAAAAACUCUAUGGCGUUCAUUUUUUUGUGCAAUGAUUGCUUCGUUAAUAGUUAAAAUUUUAUCUCCAUUUGAAAAUCAACAUCUUGGUCUAUUUUACGUUGGAAAUAGAUAUCGUUGGUUCUAUUUUGAAAUGAUUCCAUUCAUUAUACUCGGUAUUCUUGGUGGAUUAUUUGGUGCUUUAUUUAUUAAACUGAAUCUUGCUUGGUGUAAAAUAAGAAAAACAACACGUUUAGGACGUUAUCCUGUGCUUGAAGUAGUUAUGGUUGCUUUAGUUACAUUAAUUGUUUCAUAUCCAAAUCCAUAUACACGUAUGCCUAUGUCUACGUUGAUUCGUCGACUUAUUUCAUCGUGUGAACCCGAUGAUGAAAGUUUAUUGUGUGAUUAUCGACGAAAUAUUACAUCAGCUUAUGAAAAAAAUGAUAGUGCAAAACCAUUGAGCGGUGUUUGGAUAUCUAUGGGUUUACUUUUUUCGGCUUUAUUCACUCAAACGAUUCUUUUUAUUUUUACAUUUGGCAUUAAAGUGCCUUGUGGUCUAUUUAUUCCUUCCUUGACACUUGGUGCUAUUACAGGUCGUAUUGUUGGUAUCCUAGUUGAAACAUUUGUUUAUUAUCGGCCUAAUUUUUUCCUCUUCACAAUUGAAUGUAGUGCAACCGACGAACAAUGUGUUGUGCCUGGUUUUUAUGCUGUUGUUGGUGCGUGUGCUUUUCUUGGUGGUGUCACACGAAUGACAGUAUCACUCGUUGUAAUUAUGGUUGAACUCACUGGUGGUCUUUCGUAUUCUGUUCCAUUGAUGUGUGCAGCAUUGAUUUCAAAACUUGUAGGUGAUGCUUUAGUUGGUGAAGGCAUCUAUGAUGCACAUAUAAAACUCAAUAACUAUCCAUAUCUUGAUAUUAAAGCUGAAUUUAUUGAUCAAUCAACAGCUACUGAUUUAAUGGAAAACAAACAAGAUAAAAAUGAAUUAAUCAUGUUACCACGUGACGGUUUAACACUGAGUGAUUUAAUAACUAUACUGCGUACACAUAAAUAUAAUGGUUAUCCUGUUAUUGCUAGUAUAGAAGAAGCAUCAAUUAUUGGCUUUGUCUUACGACGUGAUCUUGAAUCAAUUAUUCAACAACGAACAUUAUCAAAUAUAGAAUCGAAUAUGAACACAUGUAUAUCGUUUUCGCGUACAACACAACAGCAAUUAAAUUCGAUACAUCUCUAUCGUUUAUUAAAUCGUUCGCCAACAACAAUAACAUUGGACACACCAACAACAACAAUUAUAGAUCUAUGUAGAAAACUUGGUGCACAAACUAUAUUGAUAACAAAUGAAAAAGGACAUUUAGUUGGUCUUUUAACCAAAAAAGAUAUUAUUGCUUAUGUUAAACAAAAAAAGCUUAAAUAA
Rotaria socialis is the source of this 2511-nucleotide messenger RNA. The record is from the annotation of a GenBank genome assembly. NCBI's taxonomy places the organism in Eukaryota, Metazoa, Rotifera, Eurotatoria, Philodinida, Philodinidae.